AUGCGGAUGUCAGAAGGGGUAGAUCUCAAGUUGGCAGCUGGCCAGCCCAUCCAACUCCCGAAAUUGACAAUGCCCAAGGGCCCAAUCGGACCCAACUCAGUCACUGAGGCGGCUGCGGACAUGAAUGUGCGCUUCCCACCUCGUGGUGGGGUGAGGUUGUUGGCACCACAGCACACGGAAGGGGACCUUCCUGGGAUUGAGAGGAUCAUCCUUGAGGAAUACAUCCUGGAUACGCUGAACAUUUUCCACGAGGACAGGGCCACUUGCACCCAUUACCUGCUGACUGCCAUACCCCAGCCUUUCCCAGUCUUCGCCCUCAUCGCUGAGACCAUCUUCUCCCAGAUGCUGAUGCUCCCCAAGCCAGUGUUGAAGCCGAUCGCAUACACAGCUAUCAUCGUGACUCUCUGCCGGGGUGGGGGUGAUGGACCCCGAGCUCCGUGA
Ostreobium quekettii is the source of this 441-nucleotide messenger RNA. NCBI's taxonomy places the organism in Eukaryota, Viridiplantae, Chlorophyta, Ulvophyceae, Bryopsidales, Ostreobiaceae. The record is from the annotation of a GenBank genome assembly.